Messenger RNA from Phytophthora megakarya, 2181 nucleotides. The record is from the annotation of a GenBank genome assembly. NCBI's taxonomy places the organism in Eukaryota, Oomycota, Peronosporomycetes, Peronosporales, Peronosporaceae.
AUGGAGGGAUAUCAGGAUGUGUAUCGACUAUCGGCUUCUACCCUCAUCGAUGAACUACUAGUUGGUUUUGAGAAGGCGCUCUGUUUCAUGAGCCUGCAUAUGGCUAGUGGAUUCUGCACAAUCAGGAUGACGGAAAGAGCCAAGUUGAUCUCAACUUUCCGAUUGCCUGUGAGGAUCGUACGUCUGCCAUCAGUAGAGGAGGCCGAAGUAGACCAGGAAGUUUUGAACUAUCUCAAUUUGGACCCCCAAGAUGAUAGACCUCCAGAAUGUGGCGUUCCAGGGUGUACUAGUUGUGAAAACGACCAUGCCACGCGAUUGUUGCCGACCCGGACGGACCAAAUGACUGUGUUCAAGAGGAACAUCCCUGCUCCAACUCAGAUGUCUUCUGUCCUGGGGUGCAGCUCAUACAUUGGCGAUAUUGCGCAUGGCGCACCGACCUGGGAUGCAUUAUUACGGUAUUGGAACAUCUCAGCGAGUUUGCCGAAGAGCGAAUUUGGGAAACUGUCUAUUUCAUACCUGUCACAUGAGAUCAGCGCUGAGAGAAUCAGGAUGACACCGAAGAUUGCUAAGGGGGUUCAGGAUCUAUUAUUCCCGACGACUAUGAAAGGAGUACAAUCAUUCAUGGGUAGCCUAAAUUACUACCACGAAUUCAUCGAGGAUUACCCCGAACUCUCGGACGACCAAGUGCGUUCAGGGCGAGAUUUGACCAGGGCAAAAAAGACGUUCGAAAUCGGGAAGCGCAAGAUCGUGUCGACUUCUGUAUUACGGCACCCUGAUAGGACCAAGCCGUUCAUCAUCAUACCGCACGCUAACCAAUGGGAUGCCUGUGCAGUCCUGGACCAGGAACGUGAUGGAUUGAUACAGCCAGUACGGUUAACAGGGCGAAUCCUUCACGACGAAGAGUUGUGGUAUGGCAUCGUUGAGAAAGAAGUCAUUGCCGUGCUGAGGUUUUCAAAGGCGCUCAUCCAGGGCUGCCCGCUCAUUGUGUACACCAGACAUUCGGUGUUGAAGCGGACCAUGAAGUCCAAGACUGCCGAUGGAAGGUGUGUGCCCUGGGGCGUCUUAAUUUUACAAUGGAAUAUAGACAUCAGGAAAAACCAACGAGAAGAAGAUGAAUUAGCUGCCAUCCUGGGUGCCGGUAUUACCCCGCGAGAUCACCUGGAUGAGAUCGCUGAGGAGCUCAUCCCCGCCAGGGGGCGCGCAAAACCACCUCUGGUGAUUAGUGUUGAAAUGUUGGAGGACACUUUUGAAGGCAUCGUGCUGAGUUUUGAUGGGGCUACCAAAACAGCCACCCGGCAAGGUAGUUGUGGAUGUAUUUUGUGGGAACUCCCUGGAUGGAAGAUUCUGGAUGCACAAGGUUUUAUCCUGGAGAGUGUCACCAUGAAUGACGCCGAAUAUUGUGGGACUCCUGAACGGCCUAAGCAUGGCACAAGCCAGGGGCAUUUCGAUCAGGCGGCGGAUUUUCAGACCUCCAAAACGUUGCUGCUUGGAAAAUCCUGGGGUGCCCAAGAGGAUAAUGAACGCCGACAUUUAGAGCAAAUAUCUAAGAUUCAGGAGAAGUUGAUGAAGUCAUCGGAAGCGCACCCAGCAGAAAGUCACCCAGGGCUGAUGGUCAUCCAGGAUGAAGGAAACAGUUUAGCUCUGGGUACCCUCACAUUCUGGAUGCAAUGGCAGCUCCAUUACCGUAUGGCCAAAAUCUUGCCCGCGUUCGAGGCAGACCAGCACCAUAAGGACCACUCUACCCUCUGGAAUACCAACGGGAGAUAUCGCGGCGUAUUAAAGUGCACCAGGAAACAAGAUGAAUAUUUGUGUGAUAUAAGGGAUUUUCUGAAUGGAGAAGUUGACCGUUUUACACCUCGCAAGUUUCGGAAAAUCGCCAAGGAUCCGGAUUUAUUCGCCCUGGAUGCCCCGUCUAGAUGUGGUAGACCUCGAGAUGCCCAGGAUGAAUUACGUCUGGUGGUGCCAACCACUCUAAGAGACGAUAUCCUGCAUUAUGCUCAUGAGGACUUUCAGGGCGGACAUCUGGGCAGAUACCAGGCCAAACACCAGGGCAUUAAACGAUCUCACGAGAAGUUGCGCUCUGGGAUUACUGGCCCGGGGCAUGUGGAACGUCACGUCAAGAAGUGUGUCGAUUGCUCGAGCGGCAAGGAACAUCCGUCCAACCUUGAUCGAUCCCCUUGA